CGCAAACAACGACCAGAAACCACAGCCUUGGGAUAUUUCACACACACAGCACAGAGAGAAAGAAGAGAUCGGGGAGAAUGGGAUCUGUUUGGGGUGCCAUACUCGUGGUUCUGGCAGCAAUAUCUGUGUCUCACGCGCAGCUGAGCCCAACAUUCUACAACCAAACAUGCCCUAACGUCACCGACAUCGUAUCUGGGGUUAUCCAGAGUGCUGCACAAAGCGAUCCUCGUAUAGGGGCCAGUCUCAUCAGACUUCACUUCCAUGACUGCUUUGUUCAAGGAUGUGAUGCUUCGCUUUUGCUGAACAACAGUGCCACCAUUGUAAGCGAACAGACAGCUCCAGGCAAUAAUAACUCGAUCAGAGGACUGGAUGUCGUCAAUAAUAUCAAAUCUGCCCUCGAAUCCUCUUGCCCCAACACUGUUUCUUGUGCUGAUAUCCUUGCCAUUGCUGCUCAAGUCUCUGUUGUCCUGGCAGGAGGGCAGUCGUGGACAGUUCAGUUGGGAAGAAGGGAUAGCCUAACAGCAAACCUAAGCCUCGCUAAUUCUAACCUUCCUUCACCUUUCUUCACCCUCGACCAACUCAAGCAAAAUUUCUCGAAUCAAGGCCUUGACACCACUGAUCUUGUUGCCCUUUCUGGUGCUCACACAUUUGGAAGAGCUCAGUGCAGGUUCUUUGAUAACAGACUGUACAAUUUCAGCGGCGGCAACCCAGACCCAAACCUCAACACAACCUACUUGGCCACAUUGCGCCAGUUAUGCCCACAAAGUGAAGUAGGAAGAAACACGAACCUCACAAAUCUGGACCUGACCACCCCUGAUAUCUUUGACAAAAACUACUACUCCAACCUCCAGCUCAAGAAUGGCCUUCUUAACAGUGACCAGGUCCUGUUCUCUACUGCUGGUGCUGAUACCAUUGCGAUUGUCAACAAUUUCAGCGCCAACCAGACAGCUUUCUUUGAAGCUUUCGCUGCUUCCAUGAUCAAGAUGGGCAAUAUCAGACCUUUGACUGGCUCCCAAGGUGAAAUUCGAACGCAAUGUAAUAUGGUUAACGGAGCAUCAUCAGGAUUAGUGGGUGUGGCUUCUGCAGAAUCACAGGACGGUUUGGUUAGUUCAAUGUAAUUAAUUACCACUGCGUCCUGGGAGAGAAGAAAGUAUUGGCAUAAAUAAACAAGUGGAUCGCGCUUGUGAGCAUGUAUUUUGGUGCUUUGUGUGUGUGUGUGUGUGUGAUGUAUUGACGAGUGAUACAUUUUCUUCGUUGUAAAGACUGUUAAUUGAGUUAUCACUGUGCCUUGGGAGAGAAGCAAGUAUUGGCCUAAAUUAAUGUAUAUGCCUAACCACUCCCGGCAACUUCGAGGAAUGGCCUCCUUAACAGCGACCAUGUGUUGUUCUCCA
This is a messenger RNA of Neltuma alba, 1391 nucleotides long. Its product is annotated as peroxidase A2-like. Gene Ontology annotation, molecular function: peroxidase activity; heme binding. The record is from RefSeq and is a predicted model, not a curated record. The coding region runs from base 78 to 1118 and encodes 346 amino acids. Lineage: Eukaryota; Viridiplantae; Streptophyta; Magnoliopsida; Fabales; Fabaceae. Gene Ontology annotation, biological process: response to oxidative stress; hydrogen peroxide catabolic process. The transcript is spliced from 4 exons.